Messenger RNA from Neocloeon triangulifer, 1578 nucleotides. RefSeq names its product ligand of Numb protein X 2-like. Lineage: Eukaryota; Metazoa; Arthropoda; Insecta; Ephemeroptera; Baetidae. Gene Ontology annotation, molecular function: protein binding. The transcript has 10 exons. Bases 1 to 1578 code for a protein of 525 amino acids. The record is from RefSeq and is a predicted model, not a curated record.
AUGGGCGAAAAAAUUGUGCGGCGAGAAAAGAGCGAAAUCGGAAUCACGCGACUACCUGUUCUUGAAGGUGAAAUCAGCCACAUCGAAAUUCCCAGGACCUCGACCAACUUGGGCAUCACGAUCGUUGGCGGAAUCGACACCGCUCUGAGGUGCGUGGUGGUGCAGGAGGUGUUCGCCGAGGGACUGGUGGCGCAGGACGGCCGCCUCAGGCCCGGCGACCAGAUCAUCGAGAUCAACGGCACAGACACCACUAAUGCGUCACACCACCAAGUUUGCCAAUUACUGCGGAAAUCAGGGCCUGUUUUACGGCUCGGCGUCUACAGGGAGAGGAUCGAGGCUUAUCACUCGCGCAACGCGGCCCAUUACGAGGAAGAACACUUCACCGUCCUCCUAGAGAGGAAUCAAGACCAACAAUUAGGAGUGCGACUGAGCGGAUGGUGGAUGGAGCCUGGAAUUUUCAUCCUGGAAGUCAUCGACGGCAGUCCGGCGUCCCAGUGCGGACAGUUUGAGCCGUACGACCGCAUCGUGUCCAUAAAUGGCGAGGAUGUGCAGAGCUACCGACUUGAGCAAGCCUCCCAACUAAUCCAGAGCUGUGAGAAAGUGUCGCUGGUGGUGGCGCGGCGGCGUCUGACGAAGGAAAAAGAGGCCGUCGCCUCUUCGAGUUCGUCCGAGUCGGACCCGUCGCCGUGCCGCAGCUGGCAGAUCGAGUGCACGCCGGACCGCAACAUGAACACGACCAAAAUCGUGUACCACCACGAGGGCUUCAGAAGCAGCUCGUGCGAGGCCCUGAUCGAAGAAAACCAAUUCCGGUGCGGCCAAGAAACAAGCCUGACCUCCUCGACCAAGAGCAACAACAAACGGUGGUCCCUGGACAAUGCGGAGGACAUCGCCCUCAUGCGUUACUACCAACGCAACAACAACAAGCAGCUUGAAGUGGUGCUGCUGCAGCAAAAGACUGUCAAUAUUUGCAAGGACCCGAACGAAAGUUUAGGCAUGCGGAUAGGGGGUGGUCUCGGCAGCAACGAGGGCGACAUCCCCAUUUACAUUGCCAACAUCCACCCGCAGGGCUGCAUAGGCAGGACGCAGCAAGUUUGGAAAGGUGAUAUUUUGCUGAGCGUGAACGGCACCAGCUUGCUGGGGUUGACGCACUCGCAGGCCGUGGCGACCUUGAAGUCGACGGUGGAACGGUCGGUCGUCAGCUUGGGGCUCCUCGAGGGCCCCGAAACCUCCGUCGGCUCCCACAACUUCAUACCCUCCUGGCUUUAUUGGCAAAAACUACCAAGGUGCCUCCAGUUUCCACGAAUUGUGGUGCUGAAUCGCAGUGAGGGUGCAAGUCUGGGCUUCAGCAUUGUGGGGGGCGACGACCCCAUUCGCGGCCCCGAACCCAUCCAUGUCCUUUUUGUGGUGCAAGAAUCGCCGGCGGCUAAAGACGGAAAGCUCAAAUGUGGCGACCGCCUGUUGGCCGUCGACGGACACAGUCUGGAGAACGUCAAGCACGCCACCGCCGUCAAAAUGCUGAAGCAGACCGGCACCAGGGUCACCCUGGAGGUCGUCUCGUGGCUCGGAACCGAACUCUAA